CAGUUGAGACCACGUAAUUUGUUUCCAUGCCUCGUGCCUCAGUCCGCACCUGUCAAUCAUUUCCAUAAUGAAGGGCUUGUUAAUGCAGCAAACCUACUGAGGGGACGAGAAUAGCUGAGAAGACGCAGAAGGUUGGCUGCGUUGGCAGCCAGGCGAGGCGAGGGGACGAUGCCUCCUCCAUCCUUUACCCUCGAUGCUCAGAUACGAUUUCAUGACAAAUGGCUGAAGAUGGACUUUCAGCGAGUGUUUUCUCCAGAGGGACUGAGUGAGUUGUGGAAUGAAAUGGUCAAAGAUGAGGAGAUCCUGUUGAAUGGCGAAGAAUCGGCUCACCCCGAGGAUUGCCUUGAUUGUUUUGGCGCUCAGAAGAAGGAUGAAACAAACGACAAAGACAAGAAGGAGGAGGAGGAGACGCCUACAUCCGUACAUCACUCCAUCAUCGAGACGUGGGACUGGGGCCGGCAGCCAGAUGAGAGGGAGCUUAAGGACUGUCUGAUGGUGCUGGUUGACGAUCAGCAGAACCUCUCGGCUCAGAUGGCCAAGAGCACCCUGUCGGCCCUGCGGCUGCACCGGCGCCUGAUCAUCCUGGAGCGCUACCUGCUCUCGCUCUGCCACGGCAUGAUGGAGGAGAAGUACCUGGCCCGCUUCAAGACACCCCCCAGCCCGCCACUGCUCACCACCGACAAUAAAAGUCCUCGUCCUGCCAGUAAAGGUGUGGAAGGUCUGGCUAGAGUUGGCUCGAGGGCAGCUCUGUCUUUCGCCUUUGCUUUCCUGCGUCGAGCGUGGAGGUCAGGAGAUGAUGCAGACCUGUGCAGCGAGCUUCUCCAGGAAUCUCUGGAUGCCCUUCGUGCUCUACCAGAGGCCACGCUGUUUGAUGAAGGAAUCGUAUCGUCAGUGUGGCUAGAAGUUGUUGAGAGGGCCACAAAGUUCCUCAGUGAUGUACAUGGUAGUGCCAGUACCAAGGGGAACAUCCCUCUUCAGGACCAGCACCUUGCGCUGGCCAUCCUGCUGGAGCUGGCGGUUCAGAGGGGCACUCUCAGUCAGCUCCUGUCUGCCGUUCUGCUCCUGUUACGUCUUUGGGAAAGCGGCACCAGAGAGAUGGACAAUGAGCGCUCCACCCAGGGAACCAGUGCUCCCCUGUUGCCUCUCCUGCAGCGAUUUCAGAACAUACACAGCAGCAAGAAGGAGUCUGUUCCCGAGGAGGAAGCAGAGAUCCUCGCAGCCCCUCUCAGUCCAAACGAGAGUUUCCUGCGCUACCUGACCUUGCCUCAGGAUAAUGAUCUGGCUAUUGAUCUCCGGCAAACAGCUGUGGUGAUCAUGGCUCACCUGGACCGUCUGGCUUCUCCCUGCAGCCCCCCACUUUGUAACUCCCCAACGUCACACAAGGGAACCUUGCAAGAAGUGAUUGCCUGGGGCUUAUUAGGUUGGAAACGUAAUACCAACGUUAAUGGACCCAUUCAGUGCAAAGCCCUUUCGAGUCUCGGAGUCACACAGGUCGUCUGCUCAGAAAAGGGCUUCCUCAUCCUGUCCAGCAGCGGCGCUGUUUACACCCAGAACUACAAGAGCACAACCCUGGCUCCCAUACUGAUCCACUGUCUGAGCUCCCGGAAGAUAGUGAAGCUUGCAGCUCAUCCCGAUGGGCAGCACUACUUGGCUUUGUCAACCAAUGGCGAGGUGUUCUCCUGGGGCUGUGGCGACGGCGGCCGCCUCGGACACGGAGACACCACAUACCUAGAAGAACCUACGAUGAUCGCAACGUUCAAUGGGAAGCAAACUGGGAAGCACGUGGUCCACGUGGCCUGUGGGAGUACGUACAGCGCUGCAGUCACAGCAGACGGAGAGCUGUACACCUGGGGCAGGGGUAACUACGGCCGGCUGGGCCACGGCUCCAGCGAGGACCAGACAACACCCAUGUUGGUGACAGCACUGAAAGGACUGAAGGUGAUGGACGUGGCGUGUGGAAGUGGUGAUGCCCAGACGUUGGCUGUGACAGAGAAUGGCCAGGUGUGGUCAUGGGGCGAUGGAGACUACGGGAAACUGGGCAGAGGUGGCAGUGAUGGCUGUAAAACUCCCAAGCUGGUGGAGAAGCUGCAGGACCUUGACAUAGUGAAGGUGUGCUGUGGCAGCCAGUUCUCAGUGGCCCUCACCAAAGACGGCCAGGUGUACACCUGGGGGAAGGGAGACAACCAGCGUCUCGGCCAUGGCACAGACGAGCACGUCCGCUAUCCAAAGCUGCUUGACAGCCUGCAGGGAAAGAAAGUGGUCGACAUUGCUGUGGGAUCCACACACUGCCUCGCCCUCACGGACGACGGCGAAGUGCACAGCUGGGGCAGCAAUGAUAAACUGCAGCACUUUGACACGCUGUUCUCCAACAAGAAGCAGCCUAAGGCACUUCCAGGGCUCAACUCCAAACACAUAGUGGGCAUUUCCUGUGGCCCAGGACAGAGUUUUGUCUGGUCCUCCUGCUCAGAGUGGACUGUUGGACACCGCGUGCCCUUUGUGGUGGACGUCUGUCCGAUGACCUUUGAGCAACUGGACCUGCUCCUGCGGCAGGUCAGCGAGGGGAUGGACGGCAGCUCUGACUGGCCUCCUCCACAGGAGAAGGAGUGCAUGGUGGUCGCCACACUCAACCUGCUCAGGCUGCAGCUCCACGCUGCCAUCAGUAACCAGGUGGAUCCAGAGGAGCUGGGCCUGGGGCUCGGCAGCGUGUUGCUCAACAACCUGAAACAGACAGUAGUCGUGCUGGCAAGUAAUGCUGGUGUGCUCAAUACCGUGCAAGCAGCCGCCCAGGCUGUCCUCCAGAGUGGCUGGUCAGUGCUGCUGCCCACAGCUGAGGAAAGGGCCCGGGCGCUGUCUUCCCUCCUGCCUAAUGCUGCAUCGGGAAACGACAUGAGCGUGAGUCCUGGACGGCGCUUCAUGAUUGACCUGCUGGUCAGCAGUUUAAUGGCCGACGGGGGUUUGGAGUCUGCACUGAAUGCUGCCAUCACUGCUGAGAUACAGGACUUUGAAGCGAAGAAAGAAGCGCAGAAAGAGAAGGAGAUAGAUGAGCAGGAAGCUAAUGCCUCCACCAUGCACCGCUGUCGUACCAUGCUGGACAAAGACCUCAUCAACACAGGCAUUUACGAAUCGGCGGGAAAGCAAAUUCUACCUCUGGUGCAGCUUGUCCAGCAACUCUUGAGGAACAUUGCGUCCCAGACCAUCGCCAGACUGAAAGAUGUUGCUCGCCGGAUCUCCAACUACCUGGAAGCAGAGCACGUGAGUAAGGAGCGCUCUGCUUCUCUGGACCUGCUGCUGCGCUUCCAGAGGCUGCUGGUCAGCAAGCUGUACUUGGGUUUGGAUGGCGUCGAGAAUGUCAAUGGCUACAAUCCGGAGCUUCUGGGAAUUGGAUCUUUGUUGAAAAAGUACAUCGCUUUGCUCUGCACUCACAUUGGUGACAUUCUGCCAGUGGCAACAAGCAUUGCCUCUACGGGUCGUCGGCAUUUUGCCGAAGUCUCUCGAGUUAUUGAAGGAGAUCUAACUGGGGUUCUCCUGCCUGAGUUGGUGCUGUCCAUCAUCCUGCUCCUCACCCUGGAUGCUGGUUUGAUGCAGGAAACCGGUUCGAUCCCUCUUUUGGCUGGACUUCUGGAGCACUUGGACCGUUUCAAUCACUUGGCCCCAGGGCAUGAGAGGGACGAUAACGAAGAUUUGACCUGGCCCGGCAUUAUGGGGUCCUUCUUCACAGGGCAGAGCUCUAAGAACAACGAGGAGGUGUCACUCAUCCGCAAGGCUGACCUGGAAAAUCACAACAAAGAUGGCGGUUUCUGGACAGUGAUUGACGGAAAAGUAUACGACAUCAAAGACUUCCAGGCUCAGUCUCAAUCACUGGCAGGAAAUAGUAUAUUGGCCCAGUUUGCAGGAGAAGAUCCAGUGGUUGCUCUGGAGGCCGCCCUUCAGUUUGAAGACACUAAGGAGUCCAUGCAGGCCUUCUGUGUGGGCCAGUAUAUGGAGCCUAACCAGGAGACGGUUACUACUCCAGACCUCAGCAGUCUUUCGUCCCCCCUCAUUGACACGGAAAGGAACUUGGGGCUGCUGCUCGGUCUUCACGCCUCGUACUUGGCCAAGAGCACCCCACUUUCCUCCAUGGAGAUCGAAUGUGAAAAAUGGCUUCAGUCCUCCAUCUUCUCCGGGGGCCUACAGACCAGCCAGAUCCACUACAACUACAACGAGGAGAAGGACGAAGACCACUGCAGCUCCCUGGGUACCACCACUCCAGACAGGGCCAAGCUUUACUCCCGCAGGAUCACCCUCAGCGACCACGCACAGCCUUUCCUCCAGGCCAUUGCUGACAACAACACUCAAGACCACACUGUGAAGGACUUCCUAUGCCAAAUAGAGCGUUGCUGUAAGCAGUACCACCUUAUCACACCCAUCACCGUUCCCCCGGAGCACCCCGUGGAGGAAGUGGGCCGCCUGCUGCUCUGCUGUCUGCUCAAGCAUCAAGACCUCGGCCACAUUGCUCUGUCACUUGUCAGUCAGUGUGCCUUGGGUGUGGACCAAGGAAAGCAGAGGUCCCUCCCGAAAUCAGUGAUUGAUGUUUGCCGCAUGGUCUACCAGGCAAAGUGUUCUUUAAUCAAGACCCAUCAGGAACAGGGCCGCUCGUACAAGGAGGUGUGCGCCCCAGUCAUCGAGCGUCUGCGCUUUUUGUUCAACGAGUUGCGUCCAGCUGUGAGCAACGACCUGUCGAUAGUGUCCAAGCUGAAGCUCCUCAGCUCCCAGCCUCGCUGGAGGAGGAUCACGCAGAAACUCAUCAGGGACCGGAGGAAAAAAAGAGUGCCUAAGAAGUCAGAGUCCGUGGACGUUGAAGAAACAAAACUGGAGAAUGAAGGGACCAAUGAAGAAGAACUGAAUGUGAACAUCAGCCCCACGCCUGCUGACAGGAAAUCACCUACUGGGAAGACAGCGAAGCAGGACAAGUUGCAGCCGUUUUUAAACACUGUGGCCAAUGUACAGAAGUACCGGUGGCUGAAGCACAGUGUUCAGGGUGCCUUUUUGCAGUCUAGCCUUAUGGCCACUAUCGUGGAGUUUGCCCUGAAAGAGGAGCCACUGGAUGUGGAGAAAAUGAGGAAAUGCCUUCUGAAGCAGCUGGAGCGGGCCGAGGUGAGGCUGGAGGGCAUCGACACCAUGCUGAAGCUGGCCUCUAAAAGCUUCCUGCUGCCGUCUGUGCAGUACGCCAUGCUCUGCGGCUGGCAGAGGGUCAUACCUGAAGGGCCCAACAUUGGAGAGCCCUUGUCUGACUGCCUGAUGGACGUGGAUCUGAUCCCUCCCUUCAACCGUAUGCUUCUGGAGGUCACCUUUGGAAAGUUGUAUUCUUGGGCUAUUCAGAACGUUCGCAACAUCCUGCUUGAGGCCAGCGCUCGCUUUAAAGAGCUCGGCGUGCAGCCUGUUCCUUUGCAGACAAUAACCAAUGAAAACCCAGCAGGACCAAGCCUUGGAACCAUUCCACAGGCACGCUUCCUCUUGGCCAUGAUACAUAUGCUCUCCCUGAAGCAUGGAUCUAACAACCUCAGUCUCUUGUUGAACUCUGGCAUAUUGGCUCUCACUCAGAGUAUACUCCGUCUCAUCGGUCCCAGCACAGACAGCAGUGAGGAGGACCUCAGUUUAUGUGCACACGGCGGCUCAGCCACAGUGCUGGAAGAGUCCAGAAAGGAGGCUGCCCCGACCCCCUUACCUGCCUCUGGCCCUGAACUGGCUGCCAUGAUGAAGAUAGGCACCAGGGUCAUGAGGGGAGUUGACUGGAAAUGGGGAGAUCAGGAUGGUCCAGCGCCAGGUCUCGGCAGAGUUAUCGGGGAGCUGGGUGAAGAUGGCUGGAUCAGAGUUCAGUGGGAUACCAGCAGCACCAACUCCUACAGGAUGGGCAAAGAGGGAAAAUAUGACCUCAAACUCGCAGAGCCACCUCCAGCUGCUCAGCCCCCGACCGAGGACUCGGACACAGAGGAUGACACAGAAGGUGAGCUGAUGGAGAAAAGCAGCCAUCCAACUGCCAUGAUGCUCACCAGCACAGUCAAUCUGCUGAAGACACUGUCUCUGUCCGCGGGGAUCUAUGCCGACGUGCUGCAAACCGAUGCAACAAGAACUCUGUGUGGCCUGCUGAGGAUGCUCGUGGAAAGCGGCGCUAAUGACAAAUCGGGCUGUCACUCUCACCGGUUGGUGUCUCGGGAGCAGCACAGGAGCUGGUGCACCCUGGGCUUCAUACGCAGCAUUGCUCUCAUGCCGCAGAUGUGCAGCACCCUCAGCACAUCUGCGUGGAUGGGCCUGCUCAUCCGAAUUGUCGAGGGACACCAGUCCUUCAACGCCAUCACUUUGCAGAGACAGAUCCUGGCCCUUCGCCUCCUGCAGGCGGUCCUUCCUUCAUGGGACAAGACUGAGCGCUCUCAGGACAUGAAGUUCCUGGUAGAGAAGCUAUUCAACUUCUUAGGAAGCCUCCUGAGCACCUGUUCUUCAGACUUGCCCCUCCUCCGAGAAGGUUCACUGCGAAGGAGGAAGUCCCGACCACAAGCGUCUCUCACGGCCACUCACAGCAGCACACUGGCGGAGGAGAUUGUAACUGUUCUGCGCACUCUGCACUCGCUCGGUCAGUGGAACAGCCUGAUAAACGAUUACAUCAACACUCAGCUGAGCUCCAUUGGGGACAUCAUGGCAGGCUGCCAAUCUGAAGCGUGUUUCCUGGAGGAGUAUUUCUCUGAUUCGGAGGGUCCCAGAGUGGGUAGUCUGAUGGCCGUGCUGGCAGUGAUUGGCGGCAUCGAUGGGCGCCUCAGGCUGGGUGGCCAGGUCGUUCAUGAGGAGUACGGCGAAGGAACCGUCACACGCAUCACCCCGAAGGGACGCAUCACUGUCCAGUUUCAUGAGAUGAGGACGUGCAGGGUUUGCUUGCUCAGCCAUCUCAAACCGUUGCCCGUCAUAUCAUUCAGUGUGCAGAACCUGCCUUUCACUGAGCCCAUGUUGGCUGUUUGGGCCCAACUGGUCAGCUUAGCUGGAAGUAAACUGGAGAAACAGCGUAUGAAGAAGUCCCUGAGCCGAGGGCUCACAGCUGACCAGGUGGACAUCCACUUGCUGCGGUGCCAGCAGCUGAGGCUGUAUAUUCUAAAGGCGGGACGGGCCCUGCUCUCUCACCAGGACAAACUCAGGCAGAUCCUCUCCCAGCCAGCAGUUGUUGACAUUGGCCCCAACCCCAGUGAGGAUCCAGUGGUGUCCUCUCCAGAUGUGGGAGACUUGUCUCCCGAGGGUCCUCUGCCUCCGCUGAUCCUCCUGCAGCAGCUACUGUCUGCUGCCACCCAGCCGUCACCCAUCAAAGCCAUUUUUGACCGGCAGGAGAUGGAGGCUGCUGCUCUGGCGGUGUGUCAGUACCUGGCCGUCGAAUCGGCCCACCCGUCCUCGCCGCUGUUCGAGGAGAGCAGCUCUAGCGAGGCCACCACACCUGUCACCAUUCAGCACGUCAGGCCUCCCAAGCAGAAGAAGCAGAAGACCUCCCCUGUCCCCCCCUUACCCAUAGUCCUCCAGCUCAUGGAGAUGGGUUUCCCAAGGAAAAACAUCGAGUUUGCCUUGAAGUCGCUGUCGGGGACGACGGGAAGCGCCUCAGGCGUUCCAGGUGUGGAGGCUCUUGUGAGCUGGCUGCUGGACCAUCCCGACAUUCACGUCACUGAGCUGUCGGAUGCCGACACAGUGUCCGAUGAGUACUCUGACGAGGAGGUUCUGGAGGAGCUGGAGGAAGCUGAGCCAACAUUUUCAGUGCCGCCAGGCGCAGUGGUGACCGAGAGCCAGACAUUCAAGAAGAGAGCCGAUUUCCAAAGCAAUGAUGAUUAUGCUGUGUAUGUGAGGGAGAACAUUCAGGUGGGGAUGAUGGUGAAGUGCUGCAGAACGUACGAGGAAGUGUAUGAUGGAGACAUUGGGAAAGUGAUAAAGCUGGACAGAGAUGGACUUCACGACUUGAAUGUGCAGUGUGACUGGCAGCAGAAAGGAGGCACAUACUGGGUUCGCUACAUUCACAUCGAGCUGCUGGGAUUCCCACCACAAAGCUCUCCUUCACAUAUAAAGAUUGGUGACAAAGUGAGAGUCAAACCCACCGUCACAACGCCAAAGUACAAAUGGGGCUCUGUCACCCACAGGAGUGUCGGAGUGGUGAAAGCUUUCAGUGCCAAUGGGAAGGAUGUGAUCGUGGACUUCCCGCAGCAGUCCCACUGGACUGGUUUACUGUCUGAGAUGGAGCUGGUGCCAAGUGUUCAUCCUGGAGUGAGAUGUGACGGCUGUCAGAUGUUUCCCAUCAACGGCCCCAGAUUCAAGUGCCGAAAUUGCGACGACUUUGACUACUGUGAGAACUGCUUCAAGACACUCAAACACAACACCAGGCAUUUGUUUGGCAGGAUCAACGAGCCAGGCCAGUCUCCAGCUUUCUGUGGCCGCUCAGGAAAACAGCUCAAAAAGCACCACAGCAGCCAGCGCGGCAUGCUGAUCGACGACUGGUCCCGUGCCGUCAAGGGCCUUAAUGUGUCGUCGUCGGUUAACCAGGCCUCAAGGCUCAUUGACUGCAGCGAUCAGUGCUGGCAGUCCUCUGGCUCCCAGGGAAAGCAUUGGAUUCGUCUGGAGCUUGUUCCAGACGUUCUUGUGCACAGACUGAAGAUGAUUGUAGACCCAGCGGACAGUAGCUACAUGCCUUCACUGGUGGUGGUGUCAGGUGGAAGUUCCUUGAACAACUUAAUUGAGCUCAAGACAAUCAACAUCAAUCCUACAGACACGACUGUGCUCCUCCUUAGCGAUUGCACUGAGUAUCACAGAUACAUUGAGAUUGCUAUUAAGCAGUGUCGCAGCUCAGGUAUAGACUGCAAGAUUCACGGACUUGGCAUCGUGGGGCGCAUCCGAGCGGAGGAUGAAGACCUGGCAACCGUCCCUUUCCUCGCUUCCGAUAAUGAAGAGGAGGAUGAUGACAAAACUGCAACUGGGAGCCUGGUACGGAAGAAGUCGUCAGGCCUGGAGUCUGCAGCCACCAUCAGGACCAAAGUGUUUGUGUGGGGGCUGAAUGACAAGGACCAGUUGGGAGGGCUCAAGGGUUCAAAGAUCAAGGUGCCCUCCUUCUCCGAAACACUUUCUGCACUCAACGUUGUGCAAGUAGCCGGUGGCUCCAAAAGUCUGUUUGCAGUGACCGUGGAGGGGAAAAUAUAUGCAUGUGGAGAGGCGACGAACGGCAGGUUAGGCCUGGGACUCUCCAGCGGGACCAUCCCAAUCCCCCGUCAGAUCACAGCACUCAGUAACUACGUGGUGAAGAAAGUGGCUGUGCAUUCCGGGGGACGCCACGCCAUGGCCCUGACUGUGGACGGGAAGGUGUUCUCCUGGGGUGAAGGCGACGAUGGCAAACUGGGACACUUCAGUAGAAUGAACUGCGACAAGCCUCGGUUAAUCGAGGCCCUGAAGACCAAGCGUAUCCGUGACAUUGCCUGUGGGAGCUCCCACAGCGCGGCGAUCACCUCCAGCGGGGAGCUGUACAGCUGGGGCCUGGGUGAAUACGGCCGACUUGGACACGGCGACAACACAACUCAGCUGAGGCCAAAACUGGUGAAAGUACUUUUGGGGCAUCGUGUUAUCCAGGUGGCCUGUGGGAGCAGAGACGCUCAAACCCUUGCACUCACUGAUGAAGGGUUGGUGUUCUCGUGGGGCGAUGGUGAUUUUGGAAAGCUUGGUCGUGGCGGCAGCGAGGGCUGCAACAUCCCCCAGAACAUUGAGAGACUGAAUGGGCAGGGCGUGUGCCAGAUUGAGUGUGGCGCACAAUUUUCCCUGGCUCUGACAAAAUCUGGAGUGGUGUGGACCUGGGGCAAAGGAGACUACUUCAGACUGGGCCAUGGCACUGACGUACAUGUGCGUAAACCCCAAAUGGUGGAGGGGCUGAGAGGCAAGAAGAUUGUCCAUGUUGCUGUUGGCGCACUGCACUGUCUGGCCGUCACAGACACGGGACAGGUGUAUGCGUGGGGUGACAAUGACCACGGGCAGCAGGGAAACGGCACCACCACAGUGAACAGGAAGCCCACUUUGGUUCAAGGUCUGGAGGGACAAAAGAUCACCAGAGUGGCGUGUGGCUCCUCCCACAGCGUGGCCUGGACCACUGUGGAUGUGACCACUCCGUCAGUUCAUGAGCCAGUCCUUUUCCAGACCGCCAGGGACUCCCUUGGGGCGUCCUAUUUGGGUGUCCAGUCAGACAGUGACUCAUCAGCAGCAAGCAACAAGAUGAGUGGGCAGAGCAGCGCAAAGCCUAAUCGGCCCUCGUUGGCCAAAAUUCUCCUCAGUCUGGACGGCAACCUGGCCAAACAGCAGGCUCUCUCUCAUGUGCUGUCAGCCCUCCAAAUUAUGUAUGCAAGGGAUGCAGUGGUCGGCGCGCUGAUGCCAGCCAGCAUGAUUCUGCCAGCCGAGUGUCCUUCCAGCUCACCUGUCCCGCCGUCGGACUCCUCAUCUUCAUCAACUGUGAGCGAUGAAGAAAGUCCUCCUGUCCCCCCUGAAGCUGAGGAACGGGUCAGCCCCAGCCCAUGGCAGGACAAGAAGGGGGAGGUUCCCUCAUCAGAAGACGCCAUCACCCCGUCGUCGGCUGUGACUCCCUCCGCAUGUGGAGCCUCCUCUCGUCCGUUCAUCCCCGUCACCGACGACCCUGGAGCGGCCAGCAUCAUCGCCGAGACCAUGACAAAGACUAAAGAGGACUCUGAGAACCAGAGUAAAGUAGUCGGUCCAGAGCCUCAGUACCUGGACGAGUUCACCAGCCUGCUUGUGCCCGACGACACGCGAGUGAUGGUGGACCUGCUCAAGCUGGCAGUGUCCUGUCGCUCAGGGGAGAAAGGCAAAGAGGUGCUGUCGGCUGUGCUGUCUGGCAUGGGCACAGCCUAUCCACAGGUGGCCGACAUGCUGCUGGAGCUGUGUGUCACUGAGUUGGAGGACGUAGCCACAGACUCUCAGAGCGGCCGCCUGUCUUCCCAGCCUGUCGUUGUGGAGAGCAGCCAUCCGUACACAGACGACACGUCAACCAGUGGCACCGUGAAGAUCCCAGGUGCCGAGGGCCUCAGGAUCGAGUUUGACAGGCAGUGUUCCACUGAGAGACGCCACGACCCGCUAACCAUCAUGGACGGAGCCAACAGGAUUGUUUCUGUCAGAUCAGGCCGGGAGUGGUCCGACUGGUCGAGUGAAUUGCGGAUCCCCGGAGAUGAACUAAAGUGGAAGUUCACCAGUGAUGGCUCGGUCAAUGGCUGGGGCUGGCGCUUCACUGUCUACCCCAUCAUGCCUGCAGCAGGUCCCAAAGACUUGCUGUCUGAUCGCUGCAUUUUGUCCUGCCCCUCAAUGGACUUAGUCACAUGUCUCUUGGACUUCCGGCUUAAUUUUGCCUCCAACAGGAGCAUCGUGCCUCGUCUAGCUGCAUCUCUGGCUGCUUGCGCUCAGCUCAGCGCACUAGCUGCUGGACACAGGAUGUGGGCACUGCAGAGGCUACGGAAGCUUCUGACCACAGAAUACGGUCAGUCCAUCAACAUAAACAGACUUCUGGGAGACACCGAGGGCGAGGCUCGCUCUAUGAGUUUCACAGGCAGCGCCCUUGCAGCUCUGGUGAAGGGGCUUCCCGAGGCUUUGCAGAGGCAGUAUGAGUACGAAGACCCUAUUGUCAGGGGAGGAAAGCAGCUGCUUCAUAGUCCAUUCUUCAAGGUCCUGGUUGCUCUGGCUUGUGACCUGGAGCUUGAUACCUUGCCUUGCUGCGCUGAAACCCAUAAGUGGGCCUGGUUCCGACGCUACUGCACCGCCUCCAGGGUGGCUGUUGCCCUCGAUAAGCGGACCUCUCUGCCAAAACCGUUCCUGGACGAGGUUACAAAGAAAAUUCGAGAGCUCAUGGCCGAUCACGAGAGCAUGAACGGACUUCACGAAAGCCACGACUUAUUCAAACGGGAGCACGACGAGCAGCUCGUGCAGUGGAUGAACCGGCGCCCGGACGACUGGACCCUCUCCGCCGGGGGCAGCGGCACCAUUUACGGCUGGGGCCACAACCACAGAGGGCAACUCGGGGGCAUCGAAGGGGCAAAGGUCAAAGUUCCGACACCCACUGAGGCUCUGGCCACGCUGCGGCCGGUGCAGCUUAUCGGAGGGGAGCAGACUCUGUUUGCCGUCACUGCCGAUGGAAAGCUGUACGCCACAGGAUAUGGAGCAGGAGGCAGGCUGGGCAUCGGAGGCACGGAGUCUGUUUCCACCCCGACAUUGCUGGAGUCCAUCCAGCAUGUCUUCAUCAGGAAGGUGGCCGUGAACUCUGGAGGAAAACACUGCUUGGCACUGUCCUCAGAGGGAGAAGUAUACUCAUGGGGUGAGGCGGAGGAUGGAAAACUUGGCCACGGGAACAGAAGCCCCUGUGACCGUCCCCGAGUGAUCGAGUCCCUGAGGGGGGUGGAGGUGGUGGAUAUCGCAGCCGGAGGAGCGCACAGCGCCUGCAUCACUGCCAGUGGAGAGCUCUUCACCUGGGGCAAGGGUCGCUAUGGCAGACUGGGCCACGGCGACAGCGAGGACCAGCUUAAACCAAAGCUGGUGGACGCACUGCAGGGUCACAGGGUCAUCGACGUGGCCUGCGGCAGCGGCGAUGCCCAGACGCUGUGUCUGACAGACGACGACAUGGUCUGGUCCUGGGGGGACGGCGACUACGGCAAAUUGGGCCGAGGAGGCAGUGACGGCUGCAAAAUCCCCAUGAAGAUUGACUCUCUCACCGGCCUCGGAGUGGUUAAAGUUGAGUGUGGCUCUCAGUUUUCUGUGGCUCUUACCAAGUCUGGAGCCGUAUACACAUGGGGUAAAGGAGACUACCACCGCCUGGGCCACGGCUCUGAUGACCAUGUCAGGCGACCCAGACAAGUACAGGGGCUGCAGGGGAAGAAAGUCAUUGCCAUUGCCACGGGGUCACUGCACUGUGUGUGCUGCACGGAGGACGGAGAAGUGUACACGUGGGGCGACAACGACGAAGGCCAGCUUGGAGACGGGACCACCAACGCCAUCCAGAGGCCGCGGCUGGUGGCGGCACUGCAGGGCAAGAAAAUCAACAGGGUGGCCUGCGGUUCGGCUCACACUCUUGCCUGGUCCACCAGCAAGCCCACCAACGCUGGGAAGCUGCCAGCUCAGGUUCCCAUGGAGUACAACCAUCUGCAGGAAAUCCCCAUCAUGGCUCUGAGGAACAGGCUGCUUCUGCUGCAUCACAUCUCAGAGCUGUUUUGUCCCUGCAUACCGAUGUUUGAUCUGGAGGGUCGACUGGGACAGACUGGCCACGGCCCGUCGGUGGGCUUCGACACGCUGAGAGGCAUCCUCAUCUCCCAGGGCAAGGAAGCAGCUUUCCGGAAGGUGGUUCAAGCCACGAUGGUGAGGGACAGACAGCACGGACCUGUGGUGGAGCUGAACAGGAUACAGGUGAAGCGUUCCCGUAGCAAAGGGGGCUUGGCAGGUCCCGAUGGAACCAAGUCUGUGUUUGGACAGAUGUGUGCCAAAAUGAGUUCAUUCAGUCCAGACAGCCUGCUGCUCCCCCAUCGUGUGUGGAAGGUUAAAUUUGUGGGGGAGUCGGUGGACGACUGCGGCGGCGGCUACAGCGAGUCCAUCGCCGAGAUGUGCGAGGAGCUGCAGAACGCCCUGACUCCUCUGCUCAUCGUCACCCCAAACGGCCGCGAUGAAUCGGGCGCCAACAGGGACUGUUUCCUGCUCAACCCCGCGGCCAAGUCCGCUCUCCACAUGAGCAUGUUCCGCUUCCUAGGAGUGCUCCUAGGAAUUGCAAUCAGGACUGGAAGCCCCCUCAGCCUGAAUCUGGCGGAGCCCGUAUGGAAACAGCUGGCCGGCAUGAACCUGACCAUUGCUGACCUCAGUGAGGUUGAUAAGGAUUUCAUUCCUGGCUUGAUGUACAUCCGAGACAACGAGGCCACGGCGGAGGAGUUCGAGGCCAUGACUCUGCCCUUCACCGUGCCCAACGCCAGCGGCCAGGACAUCCAGCUCAGCUCCAAGCACUCGCACAUCACCCUGGAGAACCGCGCCGAGUACGUCCGCCUGGCCAUCAACUACAGGCUUCACGAAUUUGACGAGCAGGUGUCCGCAGUGCGAGAGGGGAUGGCCCGGGUGGUGCCCGUCCCCCUGCUCUCACUCUUCACUGGAUUCGAGCUUGAAACCAUGGUGUGUGGAAGCCCAGACAUCCCUCUGCACCUGCUGAAGUCAGUGGCCACCUACAAAGGAGUGGAGCCCACUGCGCCGCUCAUCCAGUGGUUCUGGGAGGUGAUGGAGUCUUUCUCCAACACCGAGAGGUCCCUCUUCCUGAGGUUCGUCUGGGGCCGGACCCGCCUGCCCCGAACCAUCGCAGACUUCAGGGGGCGGGACUUUGUUGUGCAGGUGCUGGAUAAAUACAACCCCCCUGACCACUUCCUGCCAGAGUCGUACACCUGCUUCUUCCUGCUCAAGCUGCCCCGGUACUCCUGUAAACAAGUGCUGGAGGAGAAGCUGAAAUACGCCAUUCACUUCUGCAAGUCCAUCGACACCGACGACUACGCCCGCAUCGCGCUGUCCGGGGAGCCCGCCGCAGACGACAGCAGCGAGGACUCGGACAACGAGGACGCCGACUCCUUCGCCUCAGACUCCACGCAGGACUACAUGACGGGAAACCUUGCCUUUGUUACGGGACAGUGAAUGAAACGACGAGCCGCCACUUAAAGGACUGUGCUACUCUCACCUGUUAAUGCACACAUUCAUCGUGGAAGACGGACGCAUCUGUGACGGGGUGGGGGAUGUGCAAUGAGCUUUAAAAGCAUUAUAAGCUAAAGAGAGGAGCAAACACAGGUUUGUUCUGAUUUUAUAAAUAAAUGUUGGGUGAUUGACUGCACAUGUGAUUGUUACAAAAAUAAAUUUGUAUAUUAAUGUUACAGUUAAAAUAAAGGCCUCAGGCUUGCACUGUGGUAGAUUCCUCCCUCGGUUUGUGUGAAUUACCUGUCCCUAGAUUGUACAUACGAAUUAAUGUUCGACAAAACAGUAGUGUUACUUUUUUGUUUUUCUUGGUAAUAACCAUGUUUCUCAAGAACAGUUUGACAUUAAUCAGUGUUUCUCACCGGACUCACUUCAGAGCCCCGAAAGAAUCAAGAAGAAUCACGAAAACUUUAUUUAUCCCCAAGGGGGAACUUUAUUCUAGAGCUGCUCUGCCAACACAGCUCACGGCCGCGCGGCAAGAAGCCGUACUUGAAGGAAAGAAAAACUGGAGUGGGGGUCAGGUGGGGUGAAUCAAAAAAAAAAAAAAAGACAUUUCCAAUCAUAACUACAAGUACGAACCAAAAAAACAAAGCCUGCAACGAACAAAGCGCGGCCUGACAGGGUUAGAGGGGAAAGGUCAGACUUGUCACUGCUAUCGGUGAUCGAGGCCGCCAGCUGUUGGACGACAUCGGCUUCGGUCUUCAGCUCCCUCAAGCACAGGCCGGUGCUCAGUCCGAUCAGUCCCAUCGUCGCAUAUCCCAAUAGGUAGACGUCUUCCACAUCUUGAGUGGACCGGGGCAUCAAACUCCCCCCCCCCCCCCCCCCCCCCCCCCCCCCCCCCCGACACACACACUCGCACCUCUACUGCUCUUUGAGAUAAUCAUGUCGACUGAAUUGAGAGAUUGAAGAUCAGGCCGAGCGGAGCUCCGGGGCAGACUGGGGACGAGGGUAAGGAGGGUCAUUUUAAAAAUCAUGUAUUUACUCUGCCCUCCCGUAUGUUUGUGCACUGUCUCCUUAAAGAAUGUAUAUAUUAUAAUUGUGCCAUGUAUUCACAGAAGGUCUCAUUCCUGCAUUAAAUGUUAAUAAAUUUUCUGCUAAUAAAUACAACUGAAAAAGCA
Messenger RNA from Salarias fasciatus (jewelled blenny), 15851 nucleotides. RefSeq names its product HECT and RLD domain containing E3 ubiquitin protein ligase 2 (gene herc2). Bases 169 to 14679 code for a protein of 4836 amino acids. Gene Ontology annotation, molecular function: zinc ion binding; protein binding; ubiquitin-protein transferase activity. NCBI's taxonomy places the organism in Eukaryota, Metazoa, Chordata, Actinopteri, Blenniiformes, Blenniidae. The transcript has 91 exons. Gene Ontology annotation, biological process: protein ubiquitination. The record is from RefSeq and is a predicted model, not a curated record.